This is a messenger RNA of Protopolystoma xenopodis, 474 nucleotides long. The record is from the annotation of a GenBank genome assembly. NCBI's taxonomy places the organism in Eukaryota, Metazoa, Platyhelminthes, Monogenea, Polystomatidea, Polystomatidae.
AUGGAAAAAUACGAGUUAGAGAAACAAUGGAAUAACCAGCGUUAUGCCCAGCUAACUAUUGAGCAUCGUUUAUCACAGGAACGUCAGAAACGAAGCACCUACGAGGGGACCCAUUCACAACUUGACUCUCAAAUCUCCAACAUCCAGUCGAAUUCUAUGCCCAAUCAAUCUGUUUUGCUUUCUCUAUCUUCACUUCCUGUGGCCCCAUGUGCUAUCUCAGUUAGCUUAUGCAACAAGGCCUACCCAACGAGUACUCCAAAAAUUGCCACUACGCUGACAGAUAGCAGCGGCUGCCUUGAUUGUGAAGCUACUCUACAUCUUGAGCAUACCAUCACAAAUGAAAUGGGUACUCAAAGCGUCGGGCAUUCUUCGCGAAAUGUAGAUCUGGACUAUACACUAGAUUCUAAAGGGUUGGAAAGAGGAGGCUUGAAUGCCUCCUGGACACAUACAUACCCUCAGGGCAGCUCAGAUUAG